AUGAUGUAUGUGGGCUAUCUUUUGGAUAAGGACACUAACAUGUACCCUAACCCGGUCAGGCACCCCAGCCUGAACCUCAAUCCCCAGAACUACGUGCCUGCGCCCCCUCAAUAUUCGGAUUUUGCCAGCUACCACCACGUGCCAGGGAUUAACAGUGACCCACACCAUGGGCAACCUGCGGGCGCCUGGGGCUCGCCAUACACACCCACCAAGGAGGACUGGCAUUCGUACGGGCCUGGAGCCGCUUCUUCCGUCGCUAACCCGGGGCAGCUUGGAUUCAGCCCCACCGAUUUUAAUCCAAUUCAGCCUCCAGGCUCUGGACUCCUACCUCCACCCAUCAACAGCUCAGUGGCCCAGCUCUCCCCCAAUGCGCAAAGGCGCACCCCCUAUGAGUGGAUGAGGCGCAGCGUUCCAACCAGCAGCAGCAGUGGCAAGACCAGAACAAAAGACAAGUACCGGGUGGUGUAUACGGACCACCAGCGCCUGGAGCUGGAGAAAGAGUUCCACUACAGCCGCUACAUCACCAUCCGGCGGAAAGCGGAGCUGGCGGCAACGCUCGGGCUCACCGAACGGCAGGUGAAAAUCUGGUUCCAGAACCGGCGAGCCAAGGAGAGGAAGGUGAACAAGAAGAAGAUGCAGCAGCAGACGCAACCCACAAGCACCACCACUCCCACCCCGCCGGCCGUUGGCACCCCGGGUCCCAUCGGCGGCAUCUGCAGCAGCACCACCAACCUGGUCUCCUCUUCCCCAAUGACUAUCAAAGAAGAAUUCAUGCCUUAAGACCAGCAGAUAGCA
This is a messenger RNA of Malaclemys terrapin pileata, 795 nucleotides long. RefSeq names its product caudal type homeobox 1 (gene CDX1). Lineage: Eukaryota; Metazoa; Chordata; Testudines; Emydidae. The record is from RefSeq and is a predicted model, not a curated record. Gene Ontology annotation, molecular function: DNA-binding transcription factor activity, RNA polymerase II-specific; RNA polymerase II transcription regulatory region sequence-specific DNA binding. The transcript has 3 exons. Gene Ontology annotation, cellular component: nucleus. Bases 1 to 780 code for a protein of 259 amino acids. Gene Ontology annotation, biological process: animal organ morphogenesis; cell differentiation; embryo development.